This is a messenger RNA of Rubroshorea leprosula, 527 nucleotides long. NCBI's taxonomy places the organism in Eukaryota, Viridiplantae, Streptophyta, Magnoliopsida, Malvales, Dipterocarpaceae. The record is from the annotation of a GenBank genome assembly.
AGAACCAUAUACGAUCACAACCUUCAAGGUCCCAGCAGUGAAACUGAUUUCAGAGUGUUCACACUGAAGGUGUAUUUCAAAGUCAAACCAGGAGAGGCAAACAAACCUCAAACUGCCCCAGCAACCAAUGGACCAGCAGCUCCAUGCUCCACCACCUCCACCUCAUCCUCCACGAGGGUUCCAAGUACUACUAGAGUCCCCACCAAGCACAAACUCCAGUUAUUAGCUCUUGACCGUCACCUCCUCCCAUGGGAAACGGUCCUAGGCCUAUGCCUCCUGGUGGCAUCCCAUCGCCUCCACCCCUCUGCACAAUGGCAAAUUUGGCUGCUAGGGUUCCAACAAUUCUUCCUGAAGGUUUUCCAGGUCAACAGAUGCCACCCCCUCCACCUCCCAACAUGCAGCAGUAGGUAUCCAGCCAUCCAUUUCCAUCUUUUGCUAGGCACAAAUCCAUGAAGCAUCAUGCAAGGUGUAAAACUCCAGGAGCAGCAUGAUAUGGUUCAGAAAUGUAAUCAAAUUGCAUAUUGGAU